This is a messenger RNA of Limulus polyphemus (Atlantic horseshoe crab), 2550 nucleotides long. It is a transcript of the gene Sec10, whose product is annotated as exocyst complex component 5-like. The record is from RefSeq and is a predicted model, not a curated record. Lineage: Eukaryota; Metazoa; Arthropoda; Merostomata; Xiphosura; Limulidae. Gene Ontology annotation, biological process: Golgi to plasma membrane transport; exocytosis. Bases 183 to 2318 code for a protein of 711 amino acids. The transcript has 17 exons. Gene Ontology annotation, cellular component: cytoplasm; exocyst.
CUCUAGACUUCGCUUUUAACCGGGGGCAGGGGCUUGAUUUAAUAAUGUAACGUCUUCACCAAUAUCAUUUAUAUUAUCAAUAACAAAAAGUAAAAUUAAAUAGUUAUCAAUAAAUAGUUUUGAAAUAACCUUCCGCUUUAUCGAAUUUGAGGUUUUGAGCGUAAAAUCUUGUAUUAUUUACGAUGUCUGAGUUUCUGCAAGAGCUUGAACAGGAUCCAUUUGAUGCUGAGGAGUUUGUGGAGAGAUUAGCAUGGAGAACUACAGCUGGUCAUUGUGAUGGAGAAACAUUUGAUCCUAGUGUUCUUCAUACUGCCUUUGAGCAUACUAUAAAAGAACUGCAGAUACUGUACGAAAAUAUGGACAAGAAAUGUGAAAGGCUAGAGAUGAUCUGUAGGGAAGAGGAGAAAACUCAUUGGGAAAAAAUUACUGAACUUCAUGAUAAAAAUAAAGCAGCAUUUGCAACUUUUCAAGAAUUGGAUGAAGGGAUUGAUUUUGUAGCAACCAAAGUAGUUCAUCUCGGUGACCAGUUAGAAAGUGUGAACACACCUCGUGCUAGAGCUGUGGAAGCCCAGAAACUCAUGCGGCAUUUUGCAGACUUUUUAAAUCCUGGGCCAUCAGUAAUGGGAGUACUGUCAGAUCCAACAAGGCUGUACGAAGCUGCUGAUGUAAUUCAGAAAUUACAUCUUAUUGCCCAAGAACUCCCUGCUGGCAAAUUUGACAAGGCCCAUCAUAGAAUUACGCUAAAAUAUGAUGAAAUUGAAAGGGCUUUAAUUGAAGAAUUUGUCCGUGCUCAUCGAGCAGAUGACAAAAUAAAAAUGAGGGAAGUGGCUGGAAUAUUAUCACAUUUUAAGGGUUAUACACAGUGUAUUGAUGCAUUCAUUGAACAAAGCCAGAUGGGUGCUUUCCUGGGCUUAAACAUCUUUGCUGACAUUUUACCUCUCUGUGAACGUAGUCAGAAAGUGAUGCAAGAGGUUUUCACUAGUCCCGAGCAAGUGAUGGCCAAGUUUGUCCUCAAUAUAUAUCAUGGAAAACUUCAGGAACAUAUUCAGAGUAAACUGAAUGACAGAAGCAAUACUGAUAAGUACCUUAGAAGUUUAUAUGAUCUUUAUUCAAGAACCAUGAAGCUUUCUAACGACCUUUCAAUUUACAAAAUGGGUAACGAUUCAGCAUUUCUGAACAAACUGACCAAGAACAUAUUUGCUAGAUACCUUGAUACGUAUGUUAGUGUAGAGGCUCGCUCUUUGAAAGACAAGUCUGCAGCCAUCCUUCAAAGAUAUUAUGAUUCUAAAAAUCAUCAAAAGAAACAUAUUCCUUCUGGGGGAAUUCAUGAACUUCGUCGUGACAUCCAGGCAAAGAUUGGUAGCCGAGCAAAUAUCAACUUUGGACCUGCUAUUGAAAACUUCGGAGGUGAAACCUUUUUAUCUGAAGAAGUGGCUAUUAACCUUUUACAAGAGACCAAAAUAGCUUUACAGAGAUGUCAGACUCUCUCACGUCAGUCGGACUUACCAGCGAAUGCAGUACAAAUAUUUGAUAUUCUUCUACAGUAUUUGUGUGUGGAACACAUUGAUUAUGCCUUGGAGUUGGGGCUACAAGGAAUUCCACUAUCAGAACCAAAGAGCCCGCCAGAAAUCUACUUUUUUGACUUGGUGCGUCAGUGUAAUGCAAUUUGUCAUUUGCUGGAAAAACAGUUUAUUGACUCAGUUGUUCCUCUUGUUGUGUCCACUCCAAAGCAUGGUAUUUGUUUGCAGAGAAAAAAAGAUCAGAUGGAACAGAUGGAACUGAAAUUGCAUAAUGGCUUGGAAAGAUCAAUCUCAGCUUUAGUGGGCUGGGUACGAUUAAUACUUCAGUCAGAACAGAAGAAAACUGAUUUCAGGCCAGAGUCAGAAGAUAUGGUUAUUGCCAUGGCAACACCAGCAUGUAUGAAAGUGGUAAAAUUCAUUGGCCAAUAUGUUGAGAAAGUUCGAGAUAGUUUGGAUGGAAAGAAUGUUGAAAGCACUUUGACGGAACUCGGAACUAGAUUUCAUCGAGCAAUUUAUGAGCAUUUACAGCAAUUCCAGUAUAACUCUGUAGGAGCCAUGGUAGUUAUCUGUGAUGUCAACGAGUACCGACGAUGUAUCAAGGAGUUCCGAGUUCCUCUUCUUAAUUCCCUUUUUGACACACUUCAUGCCCUCUGUAAUUUAUUAGUAGUUGUACCAGAUAACUUGAAACAAGUGUGCACUGGAGAUCAGCUGGCUGGUCUGGAGAGGGCAGUGUUAUUGAACUUUGUUCAAUUGCGAGCAGAUUACAAAACGGCAAAACUUGUGAAUCAGUUCAAGUGAACUUAUAUUGUGUACAUUUACUGAAAUAAACAGUAUCAGAUAUAUAACUGUUCUGUAUUUUUAUUCAGUACUCAUGCGAUUCAUUUAUACAUGUGAUAUUAUAUGAUAUAACUGAGAUAGACCUAAGACCUGUUUUCAAAAUGUCACUCUUACAAGCUUUUGGUAUAGCUUUGAGAGUCCUUUGAAGCUCUGUUCUUGAAAAAAAAAACAAUAAAUGCAAGUUCCUGUUUUA